Eriocheir sinensis (Chinese mitten crab) is the source of this 2688-nucleotide messenger RNA. Its product is annotated as protein twist-like. The coding region runs from base 434 to 1240 and encodes 268 amino acids. The transcript has a single exon. The record is from RefSeq and is a predicted model, not a curated record. Gene Ontology annotation, molecular function: protein dimerization activity. Lineage: Eukaryota; Metazoa; Arthropoda; Malacostraca; Decapoda; Varunidae.
UUUUCCUUUUUUCUAUUGAGAGUAAGUAAAUACACGCAUAUGUUUCUGUAUUUAACCGUCUAUGUAAUGCUUUGAGGUGCGUCUUCCCUGCCUGGCCCGGCGCCAUAGAUCACCAUCAGUGACAAACGGAAUGUGGCAACUCGUGACAAAGGUUUGCCGAGGGAAGGAAAAUAAGGAGGUUCCCCACAUGACGUCCGACACACCGCCCUUCCUUCUCUCAGUAGCACGCACGCCAGCAUUCGGGGGCCACGCCAGCUCGUCCCCCGCCCCGCAGCGCCCAGAUCUGCCCUGCUGGCCCGCUGCGACAGCCGUCCGCGCGCGUGCGCCAUGGAGUUUUUGUGAGUGGCGAGGUGACACCAGUGUUCAGCGCGAGGACUGCUCAUAUUGUGGCUGGAAAAAUAAACUGUUAUUACUGCGUGAGCCGGACUGAGACAUGGCCCUUGACACGAGAAUGUUCCGGUGGCCCAACCCGAUGUCCUUUACCGAGCUGUGCGGCGACAAGUUUAACGAGACACCAGAAAGUGAUCCACACCUCGGGGACUACCUGGAUACCUACAGUGACAGCUGCGACACGCCCUCGCCGAGCCCCGUCAGCGAGGAUGCGCCCCCCAGCCCCCAGCGAUACGCCCACACGGAGUCCUCGACCCCCGUGUACACUGAACUCUCCACGCCCACGCAGAACGCCUUCUCGACGGCCGGGUACUACGACAACAGGAAUUACGUCGCUGGCUCCGAGGGCAACAGAGGGGUUGUGCAGCAGGCCGUGCAGCAGGAGUUCACGGCUCUCCCGCCGGGCGACAACUCCUUCACACAGGUCAAUUAUGACAACUUCUGGCCCUCCAGCGCGGCGGGGCAGGCCCAGCCCGCGCCCCUGCCCGCCACCUACCAGCCCGCCGCGGCCCAGGCGCCCGAGGUCCGGCCCGAAGUCAUCUUGCACUCCCAGACAAUAUUCGACCGCAAGUCCCUCCGGAUUAGACGGAGACAGUCAAAGUUUGUGACCGGAGAAGUAAAGAAGAAGCGGCGCCUGCAAGCCAACGCAAGGGAACGACGGAGGAUGAACGGCCUGAACGACGCCUUCGAGAGACUGCGGGAGGUCGUGCCGGCUCUCGGGAAUGAUAGAAAGUUGUCAAAGUUCGAGACGCUGCAGAUGGCGCAGACCUACAUCACAGCCCUGGCUGAGCUGCUCAAGAGGGACAAGCUGACCGGCGCCCCGCACUCCUCGGCCUCCUGCUUGCACUAACUCAAGUCUUCUACACACUGCAAGCUCAAUCCCCGGCACCUCAAGCCCGCGCCCAGGGUACCUCUCACCCAUGGGUCAAUAUCCUCCCUAGGGUGUAUUGUACCCUCACCAGGGCCAACAUUUGAUACCACUGAGCCUUUCAUCCACACUAGGGUGCAUAAACGACCCUGGGGUUCACCACCCACCCACCCCAAGGUCAACGACCCAGCCUAGAGUUGACGCCCCCCAGCCUAGGGUCAACGGCCCAGCCCAGGGCUCACCACCUGCCCAGGGUUGUCAUCGACCCUCGGAGGCGCCACCUGCCGCCCGGAAGCCUGGCGAGGGCCGCCGUGUAGCCUGGCCCGUCACCCACCCUGGCAGGCCCCAGCCACUCUGGUGCUUGUAUAAGGUCUACAGCUCGUCCCUUGGGCCACCAUUCCCUCAAGGACCAACCUUGGGAUUUCCCACUUACCCAGGGGUACACUACCGUCCUAGGGGCCAGUCACACCCACGAGGUGGCCCAUGUCUCUGCUGCCCACCCUGGGGUUCAUCACGUUAUAGGUUACCACGUGCCCUGGGACACCAGCUCCCCCGGGUCCACCGUCCACUCUGAGGCUCAUCACCCCGCCUGGAGAAACCAAGUCCUGGAUUAUAUCAUGCCAUGGGCCCCACCCGCUCCCCUGGGGUCCACCGAGCCCCCUAACGACUAAAGUCAACGUUAUCCAUGCAACCCACCGCUCCUGCCGUGUCGCCGCCACCCUGGGGUUCCCCGCUCCUCCAGGUUGGAUUUCAUAUACUGGAAGGUCCGUCACGUCCUGUUACCAAUUCGUGUAAGCAGCGCCCUUGUGGCCUAGAAACAGCCCCCGGGGCUCUCCCUCACAUUAGUUAUAUCAUGCCACGCCGUGACUUAUUCUUGUUGUUUUGUUGAUGAAAUGGAAAAUAUCAGUGGUAGCUGUAGACGGCUCGGCCCCUCGCGGCCCAGCCCUCCGACAGUGUGUAGCGCUCUAAGUCAAGACUGUCACCGCCACGCCGACCGGUGACCUCAACGCACGCUGAGCAGUGUUCGGUAGGGCGUCAUGUGCGUGUGCAGUGAGAAAAAAACAACCAAACAGCGAGGCCGAUAAAUAAGUGCAAAGAUGAGUACAUGAAUACUAACACACGAAAGACACAUUAAUCAGUGUACGUGUUAUUAUAUAUUUUUUGCGCGUGUAUCAGUGGCGACUCCUGCCUCCCCCUCCCUCUUGUAGGCUAAUACUCCUCCGUCUGUGAUAUUGUGCUGUAAGCCGUGCGUGUACCAUGUCAUUGUCAUUAUCAUUAUUAUUAUCAUUAUUACGGUUAUUAUUAUUAUUAUUAUUAUUAUUAUUAUUAUCAUUAUUAUUAUUAUUAUUAUUAUUAUUAUUAUUAUCAUUAUUAUUAUUAUCAUUAUUAUUAUUAUGGUUAUAUAUGUUGUUGUCGUUGCCGGUUGAGAA